AUUUUCGCGGAUCGCCGUCCCUGUCACUUUGCGAAAGUUUGAAGUUUGGUGUGUGUGCAAAAGUGUGCGGCCGCGUUUCGUUGGCGAAAAAAUUGUAUCUGCAAAAUCUUCCGGCUUCCGGCGUUUCCUGUGCACUUCCGCCUCGCAAACGGAUCCGUGUUCGCAAAGGGGCACCACCAGCACUAGCAGGCAGUGAUUAAAUCAAUAAGCGUGGCCAAACACCAUUAAGCGCGCGCCCCCCUCUCGCCAGUGAUAUAAUAGAUCCAAGUUAAGCAACAGCAGUUAGCAAGUGUAACCAAAAAAAAGGAAGAAAAGAAAUAGUCUAACAAAAUAGUGUAAGAGCAGCAUCCAGCAGCAGCAGCAAGCAGCCACCAAAAUGAACAUCGAGAUCACGCCAAACUACUCGUACAUUUUCGACUUUGAAAAUGAGUUCAUCCACCAGGACACACGCGUCUGGAUGGUCAAAAACUGGACCUACGUGUUCUACUACUGUGGCAUCUACAUGGCGGUGAUCUUCGGCGGGCAGCAUUUUAUGCAAAACAGACCGAGAUUCGAGCUACGGGGACUACUAGCGAUAUCACUUCUAGCAAUGUUCAGCAUAAUGGGUGCCUUCCGGACAGCGCCAGAACUAGUGCACGUACUAAGGCAUUACGGCCUCUUCCAUUCCGUGUGAGUCCCCAAUUUCAUCGAACACGACCGAGUCAGUGGCUUCUGGACGUGGCUGUUUGUGCUGUCGAAGCUGCCCGAGCUGGGCGACACCGUGUUCAUCGUGCUGCGGAAGCAGCCGCUCAUCUUCCUGCACUGGUACCACCACAUCACGGUGCUGAUGUACAGCUGGUUCAGCUACACCGAGUACACCGCGUCGGCCCGUUGGUUCAUCGUGAUGAACUACUGCGUCCACUCGGUGAUGUACUCGUACUAUGCGCUGCGCGCCCUCAACUUUAAGCCCCCGCGUUCGAUCGCGAUGCUGAUCACGACGCUGCAGCUGACGCAGAUGGUGGUGGGCUGCGCGAUCAACAUCUGGGCCCACGGAUUCCUGCAGACCGCCGGCAAGGGUAGCUGUAACAUCUCCGAGAUGAACAUCAAGCUGUCGAUCGCGAUGUACUUUAGCUACUUUGUCCUGUUUGCGCGCUUCUUCUACAAGACCUACCUCUCGACGAACGCCCGCAAGGGCAAGCGCAUGGUCAAGACGACCGUCGGCGGCGGCAGCAACGUGGACCAGGUUCAGUACACCGCCAGCAGUAAACCGACGGUCAUCAGUGCCAGCCUCUCGGCGACGACAGCAGCACAAAACGACAAAAUCAAAGCACAGUAAAAAGGCUUUCUCUGCUUCACACAAACACACACACACACACACACACACACACACUCAUACUGACUCAUUCACACGCAAGCAAAGCUAAACCUAAAAAAAAGGGGAGACACUUUCAGAGAAAGACAAAAAGUGUCCGCGAGUUCUGUGAGAAUUCUUAACACGACGAACAAAAAAAAACAGUGCACGCACAGAACGUGGCGGCAUAUCAUCGCGGGGUUUGGGACACAAACCCCCUUUCCCAAGUCAUCUUUCCACGUUUUCAUUUGUUUUUUUUUUCGAUUAUUAUCAUUAUUAUUAUUAUUUUCUUGUUCAAAGGGUAGUGAGUACAGACUAAAUAGGUGUUAGUUCUAUUCAAAAUGAGUAAAUUCUUAGCGCAGCUGCGCAGCAGCAUGAGGACCUUUGAAGCUACCCGCAAAAAAACUAUCGUUAACUUGUUCUAACCAUUUCCACCACCCUAUACAUUUACGCUCGAAUGUGUUCAUUUGUUGGUUUUAAAGGAAGUAAAAAAAAGCUCAAACGUUGAAUUAAAUCGUACCUCGAUGCUUAAAUUUUCUAGUUUCCUUGCUGCUGUACCGGGUUUUCCGCGCGGAAAACUAGCUCUCUCUAACCCUCCCACCACCUUCUUAAAGUGUGCGACCACGGUGAGUAGCAGCUUGGAUCGGUUUUGAACGAACAUCACGUUUCCGCUUUCGUCUCUGUGGGCAGAUCUAUUUGAAAAAGCGAAAAGAUUUGAAUGAUAGACAGGAAAGUUUGUGCGUAAUCUCGAGCGCGAGAAUGUUCACAAGCUAAAUAUUGGAAAUGAAGCGCGUAGCGAAAUUUGGUAGAGCUUUCUUUCAAAUAGAUGGAGCUCAUGAGGGGGAAAGCGCAGGGUGGCCACUCAAAAUCGGAAAAAUUAGAACAAAACGCACCUUUAUCAACCUUCAGAUAAAUAUUUUCUUGCUAAGAUUUUAAUCAAGUUUCAAGAAUUAUUUUCAAUGUUUUCAGAAAGCCAAAUUAAAAAAAAAAGUUAAGUUUUGAGAUUAUUUUCUACAAAAUUCAAGAAAAUUUUAUAACAAUGGUGAAAAUGCUAGAUAGAGUAAUCAAAUCUGAAAAAAACUAAAAAUCUGAAAAUGGUUUUCAUUAAAAUUCUCAGCAUUGAUACUUGAAAACUCAGUGGUGAUAUUUCAUGGUAGGGUUGCCGAUUUUCAAUUAAUAUUCUUUCGAAUUAACUUUCUAUCCUUAGAAAGGGUACCCAGAUCUUCAUUGUUCCCAAAAUAAAUGAUGUUUCAAACUCAAGUAUAAUAAAAUGGAAUUAUUUUUGCAAAACUCAUCCUAAUUUAAAACUUUCGGACUUAGGCCAAACCUGUUUUUUUUUUUUGUAAGUUUUGUUUUCAGCGUUGUGAAACUACUAACUUUUCCUGUCAUUCUUGAAAGGGGAAAAGGCCUCAUUUUCAUCUUCUUUUAACUAAAAAAAGUACCUUCAGCAUCCAAAUGUGAAAAUUUUCAGCACUUGUAUAAUAGUUAUACUUUUCGACACCAAACUAAAGGAGGUAUUAGACUACGGCAAACAAACAAACUCGCACUUUUUGACAGUUUGCCUGCAUUUGUUUGCAGAAACGUCAACCAGCAUACAUUGCUUUGUUUGCGAGUUUGCCGCAAACAAGUAUGCGAGUUAGGCGAACUGUCAAUCACGUAAAAGUGCGAGUUUUUUUUGUUUGUCAUAGUCUAAUACCUCCUUAACGCAGGUCAACAAACUUUUCACUGAAAAAUGCCAUUCAAAACUGUUUUUCGAACAUGCAAGAAAUAUUGUAUGCAAUUUGUUGAAAAACUCGAUUUUCUCAGUAAUGAUCGUAUUUUUGUAUGAUUCGUGCUAUAUCUUCUUGCCACUUUUCGCAUAAAAUGCUACUUGAUGACAUUUGGUCAACAAUUUAAAAAAAAAAAAAAAAACAAGACGAAAAACGCCAAUUUAUUACUUUUGUUUAGAGACAAAAUUUCCAAAUUGGGUCCAUUCGGUCCAGAAUUAUUUUGUGGUUUGAACGAACAUCGUAUUUUUAGAAAGAAAAAAACUUUUCACAAAACAAGUUAUCAAACUGAAGUUCAUGUUUGCAUAUUAAAACAAAUUUGCAAGGAAUGUUUUCCCAUACAUAUGACUACUAGAGAGCCUAUAUAAAGAGGCGAAAUGUUACUUUCGGGAUUCCAAUCAAGCUGUUGAAUCAAGGUUCUAAUCGAGAAAAAAGACCUUGUAAAAAUAAGAUCGUAAACAAUUUGAAAUAUUUUUGAUCAAAAAACGAGAUUUUAAGCAUCAUACAUUAGGUUUUUUGAAAAUAAAAGUUUCACAAAAUAUGUGACGUUAAAAAUAUUGUUUAUUGCUAAAAAAUAUUAAAAAUUUAUCCAACUUUGAUAUUCCAAAGCCUCAUCGCUCGAUUGGAACCCUGAUUUGACAGCUCGAUUUGAAAGCCCAAGGGUAACAUUUCGCCUCUCCAUGUAGGCUUUUUUAUUGAAUAUGUGUUAUCAGUGUUGUAAAUGAGUGAUAGAAGAAAACUAUCACUUGAUGAUCUCUGCACCAAAAUGUCAGAGAGUAUAGCGACCGUCACUAUAGCUUGCAAGUUCUCUUCUCAUAUUUCGUGAUUGCCAGCAAGAGCAUUCCCUUUCUAUCACUCCUUCUCUUUUGCUCGAUCACGCUCACUCGCCGAAGAUUAUUUUGUUUUCUCACCUUAAUGGCUACGCUGAGUGAGAAAAAGAGUCGCACGGGAUUGUGUAAACACGAGACAGAGACCACUUUUUUGCUUAGAAUUUCGCGACAGAAAGAAUGGCAAUGAAAAUUUGGAGAUGAGAUUUCGGGCAUGAUAUUUGUAGUCGCUGAGUACUGAAAGUUUGAUAUUUGAAAUUGCAACACUUCGUGUUAACUUUUCUUAAAAAAUAAAAACAGAAUUUCCUCAGUUUUGUGCAAUGCAUGGGAUAUUUACAACUCGAUCAAAUGUAAUAUGUUGGCAAUCAAGUGAGACUUCUUUUAGAAUAUUUUGUUGUUUUUUAAGACCAUCUGGGCCCACAAGCUGAGAGAGAAUAUCGCAAGAGAACGAGCCUCUCUUCACUCGUUUGCGAAGUAUCGACGAAAUUGAAGAUCCACGAGAGAUUUCGUGUACAAGUCAUCUCCUUCUUUUCGAGAAUUCGAGGAUGAUUUUAUCAUGGUAUUUUCAGUGUAAAUAAUAGAAUUUGAAAAAACCUUAUUUUUGUAUUCGAAAAAUCUAAGAUAUAAACUGAAAUUCAAAAUUUAGAUUUGAUUAACCACCCUGGCAAUGUGAUUUCCUGUACUUUCUAAUCUAGACAAUAAAUUUCCCCCUCCUCGUAAUAAGCAUUUAACGAUAUUUUCGCGUGCAAGCGGGUAGUUCUAGCAAAAAGCUUCAAACGAUUAGCUAGCCCCAAAGUUUGAGCGAAGGGUCCUCACUGCUGAGCCGCGUAGAACCGCGUGCGUACUGUUUGGGCCUAGCCCCCCUGUUUUCCCCGUUUCCCACAUUAAUUUAUAUAUAUCUUCUAAAAAUCUUGUUUUUGCGCUCUUGCAAAACACUGCUCAAAAGUUUCAAUCCACCCGCCCAUGAACUAUCUCUCCCUCUCUCUCUCUCUUGUUACUGGUAUUCGUACGAAAUAGUCUUGAGUUAGGGCGUAAGUUGUUUUUUGGAAGAUCCUUGUGUAAAUAAUCUUUUCUAGUGAACAAAACAACCAUUUAAAAAAAGGAUAUCGCGUUAAGCAGCUAUAAACUCUAUUACGACCUUAGGGCUGAGAUACCAUUGCGAGAAAUGCUGAUGAAAUAACAAAAAAAAUAAACAAUACAAAGCAAAGCUAAACAGAAACCAAUCCCACAAUUGAGAAAUUCUAAAAAUAAUAAAAUGAAAGUAAAACAAACCGUUGAUGCAAUAGAAAUUACACAAAUUUUGCGGUUCAUCCCGUCCUAGGAAGAAAACAAGAAAAAUAAAUCCACUCAAGGAAAAAAUGAUUCGCUUUUUGUUGCCGUAGCAGAAACAAAUGUGUGCUCCCUUCUAAAAAAAAAAAGAAUAAAACUUUUCAACCCCGAACUAGCGAAAAACAAAUUUAACAAAAUGCCACAGAAAAAUAACCGCAAAACGUGGCGGUGCGAUGUGUGGUGAGAAAGGAAUUCCUCAUUGUGUAAAUAUUCUACCGAACAAAAAUGAGCUUUCGCCGUUUGCGUUUCACGCGUUACAAGAAAACCGCACAUUGUGUCCACGUUUGCAGUGCAACAUUUUUAGAACAUUCCUUGGUGCGGGUGUGCGCGCGGCAUUUAAGGACGAAGCAGCAAAAAACAAUAGAUCAAAAAUACAGCAAAUCACACAAAACAAGUUGAAAGAAGUUUUUGAAAAAUACAUGACAUUGAUUUCUUUUCGUUUCUUUUUCUUGUGUGAAACUAGCAAAAAUAAUCUUUCUAUUGGUUGCUAAUCACACACGCACACACACAUACACAAAUGUGUUUUGUUAAAAAUUGAUUGAGUGAAAGUGUUUGAAUUUUGUUUUCGUUUGAAAUUCUUUGGUUGUUUACUUGUAUCGAAAAUACAAACACACACAUAAGCUUUAAACACACACAAACAACAACUACACACCAAUAUUUAUUAUAGCUGAAAAAUUUCAUCAAAAACCCAAGAGAGAAAGUAAAGAGAAAAAACACAACAACUUCGCUACAUUCGUAAAAGUAUCACAAAGAGGUGGAUAAAAAGGCAAACAAUAAUUAACUCAAAAUGAAAAAAAAAAAAACAAAACAAAAUGUAACGGCAAAAAAGUGUUAACAAAAAAUAUGGUUCAUUACUAGCAGUGUGGCGUAAAGAAGGAGAAAAAUCUACCUAUAGUUCAUAAACUGUAACAGUGACUACAAGCAAGCAAAGCAAAAACAAACAUUUAAAGAAAGGGGAAAAAAAUUCAACUAGUGAAAAAAAAA
This is a messenger RNA of Culex quinquefasciatus (southern house mosquito), 6236 nucleotides long. RefSeq names its product elongation of very long chain fatty acids protein 6 (gene Baldspot). The record is from RefSeq and is a predicted model, not a curated record. NCBI's taxonomy places the organism in Eukaryota, Metazoa, Arthropoda, Insecta, Diptera, Culicidae. The transcript has 5 exons. Gene Ontology annotation, biological process: sphingolipid biosynthetic process; fatty acid elongation, saturated fatty acid; fatty acid elongation, monounsaturated fatty acid. Gene Ontology annotation, molecular function: fatty acid elongase activity. Gene Ontology annotation, cellular component: endoplasmic reticulum membrane.